UACUGCUACGGUUUCUCAAACUAUCUUUGGCCAACAUUAAGUUACGGAAAUUAUUAACAUUUUGUACAUUUUGUUGCGUGAAACUAAAAACCCAGCUCAGCAUUCUUUACAUUUAUACUCACAUUAACACUGGGUGCUAUUUAAUAUAUAUUUGGUGGCGUAGUUUAGCUUCUUUAGCGGACAUUAGCUGGACAGCUAACGCUAAUGCUCGACGAGUGGAGAUGUUCAAAGCAAAAAUACUAUUUCUUGGUCCCAACGAGAGUGGGAAAACAGUUCUUGCAAAUUUCCUGUCAGACACACCAGAAAAUGUGGGAGGUGAAUACAGACCGACUCAAGGAGUAAGAAUACUGGAAUUUGAAUCACAUCCUGAAGGCGCUGGUGACAACCUGAAAUGUGAAGUUGAACUUUGGGACUGUUCAGGAGAUUUUAAAUUUGAGUCAUGCUGGCCUGCACUGAUGAAGGACUCCAGUGGUGUGGUGAUCAUUUUUAAUCCUGAUGUCCCGAGUCACCUCAAAGAAAUAGAGACGUGGCAUUCAAUGUUCAUCUCCUCUCAAGGUCUGCAGGACAACCAGUGUUUACUCAUGGCUCACCACAAGCCUGGCAGUGGAGUGGAAGAUGGACGGCUGCCUUUAGCCUCACAUUUAGGUAGACUGCCACUUAUUCACUCCAACCUGGAGGACGAGCCGGAGGAUGUGAGGCAAGCCUUCCACAGAUACUUGGAAAAUGUUGUGAGGACAAUGUCGGAGAGUCGAGAGCGAGAGGAGAUGUCCAUCAUUACAUAGCACCAAAAUCUAUGAAAUAUGCAGCUUUUUGAAGAAAUAUGUUGUUGGCAUUGGCAGUCUCUGUGUAAGUGACAUUCACGGACACUUCGGUUUUUCUAAAGUUCUGAAUUAUACAUCUCUACUGUCAUUCAGCCGUGCAUGAAAUCUUUCAAAACCCUUUGCAAACUUUCUAGCAAAGUAUUGUCCAACAGUUAGGUGUUUUCGUUCUGUUCUGGUUUCUUAUAUUUUGUCUUUUGUGAAUACAAUAUGACCUAACUCACUCUAGAAAUGAACACCCAAGAGACACCAAAUACA
This is a messenger RNA of Epinephelus fuscoguttatus (brown-marbled grouper), 1076 nucleotides long. It is a transcript of the gene ift22, whose product is annotated as intraflagellar transport 22 homolog (Chlamydomonas). Gene Ontology annotation, biological process: intracellular protein transport. Lineage: Eukaryota; Metazoa; Chordata; Actinopteri; Perciformes; Serranidae. The record is from RefSeq and is a predicted model, not a curated record. Gene Ontology annotation, cellular component: endomembrane system. The transcript has 5 exons. Gene Ontology annotation, molecular function: GTPase activity. The coding region runs from base 222 to 782 and encodes 186 amino acids.